AUGGAAAGCACCGUCAGGGACGGAGAGGAAGUCUCAGUGAAGGAAAAACAAGUUCUUGCAACUAGAACUGCCGAAGAGUGCCAAAGCGAGGGAGACACGGCAGUACUGUCAUUGCUGCAGCGACGCACAUGGCAGCAAACAAGGCGCAUUGUAGCCUGGAUCCUUCGCUUCGUCAGGAACGUUGUAGGACAGGCAAAUACCAACAACCAGUCACCCAUAUUAUUAUCUACGCUACUUUCCGUACCGAGGAACGCCGUGGGAACAAGGCUAAACGGAAAGGAGAUACUCAUCGCAGGAAAGCUGCUCAUAAGGCUUCAUCAACAGCAAAUAACCUCAAAAGUCAUCAACUCCAUGCAACGGCUGAAUAUCAAGAAAGAUGCCGAAGGCCUUUUCCGAUGUUAUGGACGAUUGGGAAACAGCGACCUAGAUGAUGACGCCAAAAUUCCGUUGAUCAUCCUACAAAACUCGAUGUUGGCGGAAAGAAUCAUCGACGACUGCCACGGCAGAGGACAUCUAUCCGAGGAGUUGAGUUGCUUUCCAAGGAAACUGUCCCAUAUGAGGUCUGUGCGAAGACUAUUGCAAAUCAAUUUCAGCGCCAAAGACAAAUGA
This is a messenger RNA of Cylicocyclus nassatus, 609 nucleotides long. The record is from the annotation of a GenBank genome assembly. Lineage: Eukaryota; Metazoa; Nematoda; Chromadorea; Rhabditida; Strongylidae.